AUGUCGACAAAACGUCGAACCGUCGACGCCCUCUCACGGGCACUUUGCCCAGCAAUUGAUGAGUUAAUUCUCUCUCGGGCCACGCCACCAGUCUUGCUCUCUUCCCGGUCGGAUCCUACCCACCGUCAAGGACAUGCAAGACACACACCAUCAAGCUAUGUCUCAGGGGUGCGAGGGGUGCAUACCGGUCCGCCCAAACACAACCAGCAGCCACGGAGGAAGAAGCUCAAGACCCCGGAAUGGGCGACGGCCCCUCUACCAACUCUGCGGCCGAAGCCAGUGGUGGUCCGGAGGGAUUCAGAGCCACUGCCUGAACCACCAAAACUCGACCAUUUCCCGAGCUGGGCGCUGAAUGAGAUUACGCUCCCCGCACCAGAAGCUGAGCCAGCAAUAGCUAAGGAGCCACCAGUACCAGCACCAACCGACAAGCCAGCAGCUCCAAACCCUAAACUGGGCAGCGUGGACGCAGCUACCAUAAUCCAAUCCGCAGAAGACCUACCGCGUGAAACACCAUUCGCCUUGACAUCGGUCAUCUAUGAGGUCCUACGCAGCCUACGCAAGCAGAAGGAUCAAGGCAAUAAGAUUCGUCGCCUUGUGCAGUUUCUGGUCGAACAGCGCGGCGAACCACCCAAUGCCCUGCUCUACGAGGCACUGGUCACGGCCAACUGGGAUACGGCGACCGGUUCGGCGGACGAACUCGUCGCGAUCUACAAGGACAUGGAGGCAGCCGGAGUUGCGCCGUCACCGGGUUGGUAUCAUAGUGCUUUGAGGCUGCUUGCUAUCCACCCGGAUUAUCUCAGUAGGAACAGAUACUUGAAAAGGAUGAAGGAAUCAAGCGUUGCGCUUACCGACGACGGCAAGUUUAGCGUUGCUCUGGGGCUACUGCGUGACGGCCAGACAGAAAUGGCGCUAGACUGCUGGGACGAGAUGCGCCGGUCCAAGAUGCAAAUCCCAGAGUGGGUGUCGUCUAUAUUCUUUUACGCCCUCAUGAUGCGUGGGGUUGUGGAUGAGGCACUCCAACUCUUUCAGGAGAUUCUCGAGAUGGCAGGGAACAAACCAGAAGGAGUCCCCCUCAUCCUCUGGUCUUACCUCCUGGACGAGUGCAGCCGGAAUCUGCACUACGAAGGCACCAGGUUUGUCUGGGACACGAUGGUCACGCCGGGUACGAUCAACCCGGCCGAUGGGAUCCUGCUAAACGUACUUAACACAGCAGCACGGCACGGUGACGCGGCGUUGGCUACGACGGUCGUUGAGCUGCUGGCAGCGCGCGAGGCUAGGGUCGGGCUGCACCACUACGAGCCGCUGAUGGAGAGCUACGUGCAGGGCGGGGAAUUGGAGAGCUCAUUUCGAGUGCUCUGCAUCAUGAACGAUGCUGGACUCGUGCCAGACCACUCGGGCACGCGGCCCAUAUUGGCAGCCCUACGCCAAGCGCCAGAGCUGCGUGUCCCUGCAGCAGCCAUCAACGUCGUCCUCGAGGCGCGCAUCGUGAACACGACCGAUGCCGCUGCCGCUGCUGCCGCCACCGCUACUGCUACCUCUACCUCUACCUCUCAACCAACCCCCCAAAGCCCCCCCUACUGGGACGAAACCAACCACAACCCCAACACCAACCCCGAUCCCGACCUCACCUCCCUCCUCACCCUCUACCGCCAACUCGCCAACCUCAGCAUCUCCGGCCCCAACGAACAAACCUUCCUCCUCCUCCUCGACCAAUGCACACACACCCAGCCAGCCGCCUUCUUACUCUCCGAGAUGGACCGCUUCGCCAUCCGCCCGACGCCAGCCAUCCUCCGACAUCUGAUCCGGUGCUUCGCACACGACGGCGACCUUGACGUUGCGCUGGGGUAUGCGGCUGAAUUGGGCCGGCUGUCGCCUAGUGUGCUGGCACGGGCACAUUCGGCUCGUGCUGCUCGUGCGCGCAUGGCGCGCAUGCCGCAAGAUCGCUUAUCCGCAUUAUUACGAUCAUCACCGUAUGGAAAGAGCGCCGAAGAAGAAGGAGAAGAGGAGGCAACAGAUAAGGCCGAAGAAGUAGACCAGGCACCGCUAUCGUUGCGGGAAGUUUGCCGGUAUGUGCUAGAUGAACGGACACUGUGGGUGUUGGCGAGGCGGUGCGGAGAGGCGAAAGACCCGCGUGUGUGGGAGCUGGCGGCGGCGGUGAUAAGGCGGAGUCGGAGGUUGUUGUUUACGAUGGGCGAGGCGGUGAAAUGGGUGGAUGGGGUUCCGAGGUUGGAUGGGCGGGAGAGUGUUGGGUUGGAGGCUGAGGAGGUGCAGAAGGAAUUGGAGAUGAUGGGGUUUGAGCCUUGA
This is a messenger RNA of Dichotomopilus funicola, 2304 nucleotides long. RefSeq lists its product as uncharacterized. Bases 1 to 2304 code for a protein of 767 amino acids. Gene Ontology annotation, molecular function: protein binding. Lineage: Eukaryota; Fungi; Ascomycota; Sordariomycetes; Sordariales; Chaetomiaceae. The record is from RefSeq and is a predicted model, not a curated record. The transcript has 4 exons.